Messenger RNA from Epinephelus lanceolatus (giant grouper), 3134 nucleotides. The record is from RefSeq and is a predicted model, not a curated record. NCBI's taxonomy places the organism in Eukaryota, Metazoa, Chordata, Actinopteri, Perciformes, Serranidae.
AUGAAUCGAGUCCCCCUGCAGCAGCCUCAGAGCUGUGGAGCCUGGGAGCUGAAGGAGCGGCUGGGCACUGGAGGCUUUGGGAAUGUCACAAGAUGGCAGAACAAGGACACAGAGGAACAGAUCGCUAUAAAGCAGUGCCGGCAGGAGCUGUGCGAGAGAAACAAACAGAGAUGGUGUCUGGAGAUCCAGAUCAUGAAGAGGUUGGAUCAUGUUAACGUUGUCGCAGCCAGAGAGGUUCCUGAGGGAAUGGAGAAAAUGGUGGCCACCAAUGACCUGCCACUGCUGGCGAUGGAGUACUGUCAGGGAGGAGAUCUGAGAAAGUAUCUGAACCUCUUGGAGAACUGCUGCGGGUUGAGGGAGGGCUCCGUUUUAAUUCUGUUACGUGACAUUUCGUCGGCUCUCACCUACCUCCACAAGAAGAGGAUCAUUCACAGAGAUUUGAAACCAGAAAACAUUGUGCUGCAACAGGGAGAGAAGAGAUUGAUCCAUAAGAUAAUAGAUCUCGGCUAUGCUAAAGAGCUGGACCAGAGCAGCCUUUGCACCUCGUUUGUGGGAACACUUCAGUACUUGGCUCCAGAGCUCAUUGAGAGACAGAAGUACACGGUCACUGUGGACUACUGGAGCUUCGGGACUUUGGUGUUUGAGUGUAUCACAGGAUUUCGCCCUUUCUUGCCAACCUGGCAACCCGUCCCUUGGCACAACAAACUGAGGCUGAAGCAGGACGAUGAUAUCGUCGUCUAUGAGGACCUCUCAGGGGAAGUCCGCUUCUCUAAACAUCUGCCCCAGCCCAACAACCUCAACAGUCUCUUGUUGGAGAAAAUGGAGAGGUGGCUGCAGCUGAUGUUAAAGUGGUCUCCUAAGGAAAGAGGCAAAGACCCCGACGCUACGCCCUCGGACUGCUUCUCCCAGCUGGAGGUCAUUCUGCAGCUCAAGCUGGUUCAUGUCCUGAACAUGCUUUCUGCUAAGAUCCUGACAUACUCCGUCUCAGACGAAGAGACUGUGGCUGACCUGCAGCUGAGGAUAGAAAAAGACACCAACAUCCCUGCAGCCAAUCAGGAGCUGCUGCUGGAAGCGGGUUUAGCCUUGGAGCCUCACGGACUGGCCACGCAGUGCGCCAUAGAUUACACAGAGAUAGAUGGGCGACGGACAGACUUGCCUCUGGUCUUCCUGUUUGAUCGUUCCUCUUGCACCUAUGAACCUCAGUUUGCUCCUCGCACCCUUCCAGAAAACAUCCGCUUUGUCCAAACCGACCCUAAACACCUUCUGCCUUACAGCCUUCUGAGGAGGACUUGUGGCCAGGCGUGGCAUACAAUCCGCUCCCUGAAGGAAGACUGGCAACGUCUGCAGCAGGGGCAGAAAGCUGCCAUCAUGAGCCUGCUGAGACACAACUCUUCGCUGUCCAAACAGAAGAUUGAAAUGGUGUCCAUGCACCAGAGGCUCAUGGCCAAGUUGGACUUCUUUACCACCAGCCUUCACGUAGACAUGUACAAAUACCAGGAGCAGACAGCCACCGGGAUCGCGUCAGAGAAACUCCUUGGCGUGUGGAGAGAGAUGGAGCAGACUGCUGUCAGCUGUGGUCAGGCAAAGGUGAGUGAACUGGAGGAGGAGAUGAUGCAGCUGCAGCCAGACAUAGUAGAUGUGCAGAGACAGCCAUGGCGGAGUGGGGAGGCCCUGGAUACACUUGAAGGAAAGGCAAUGGAGCUGUUCCGCAAACUCAGAGAGAAACCCAGAGACCAGAGGUGCUCAGGGGACAGUCAGGAGGUGGUGCGCCUGGUGUUACAGGCUGUGCAGUUCUACGAGAAGAAGCUCAGAGACUUCUACACACAUCUCAGUAAGACAGCAGUGUGCCGUCAGCGUGUGAUGGAGCUGCUGCCGAAGGUGGAGGGUGUGGUCCAGAAGAUGGCUGAGAGCGAACAAGUCCUGAUGAGUCUGCAAGAGAAACGACAGAGGGAUCUGUGGACCCUGCUCAAAGUCGCCUGUAGUAAGGUUCGCAGCCCCGUGAGUGGGAGUCCUGACGGAUUACGAACCCCAUCUUCAGUGCCGCCUCUGCUGACCCCCAGACACAGCUUACAGCAGUUUGAUGAGUCUCUUGUGGAAGAGAGCAGGACGUUUGAGAGUCGACUCCAGAGUCUGCUGCAUGACACCAUCCAGGAAUCAGAGAGCAGUAUGGAGGUGUUGAGGGAGUGGACGUGGCUGCAUGGAGGCCAGAAUUACUCCAGUGACCUCUCCUAAACUGGAUUUCAUUCUUUGCUCACAUGUGGUACUAUACUGCCCCUGUGUGGAUGGGAUGUGAAACUACACAAGGAUGUGGUAGUUACUGGUCUGAUAACCAAUGUGAAUGGAGUAAUAGCUGCUGGCACAUACUUGCUCAAUGAAAUUAAGGAGUAGGUAAACCUACUCAUGACUCUUAUCUGACGCUGUAAAACAAGUGCAGAUUUAUCUCUGAUAAGGAUUGACAUCAGAGUAAUUUUUUAGAGCACAAUCCUGUUUUUAUCCACUUGUAAUUUUAACAAAACAUUAAAUAUGUUUUGGGGUAAAAUUGCACUUCCUAAUGCACAGAUUAUCCAUGCCAUUUGCAUCAUGGAUCAAAUCUGAUAAUUGUAACAUACAAAUAUCAGUCAGAUCAAACCUUCAUGCAUUCCUGCAGUGUUACUAUGUGAAGAGGCUUGUACACUGGACAAAGUGUCAAACUGAAUCUCUCCUAAAACAGCCGACAGAUAUAAAUAGCUUAUUUUAUCCUCAAAUAUAAAACUGGGAGAAUUCAUUAAUGUAAAUAAUGUUUUACCAAAGUUGACAGACACAAAUAUUUCUGCUAUGUUUUGAAACUGUAUAUUUUAAUUACAUGUGUUUUUAAGAAAAAAAAAAUGUUUUCAGUGAUAUUGUAGAGCUGCCCACACAUGACUGCAGUAAAACUGCCCUGCACAAACAUGUUUUUGGUAACUACUUUUUCAGUCUAUUUUGAAAGUAGUUUAACCUGACUACUUUGGCUAACAUCAAUAAAUCCAAAUGAAAGGCUCACAGAAAAGAAAGAGCGAAGCUAGGAAUUUGCUAAAAACGCUCUCAACAUUAACUAUCUCAACUCAGAUUACCACUCAGUGAAGGUCAUGAUGAUUGGGGGGGGGGGGGGGGGGGGG